Messenger RNA from Dentiscutata erythropus, 480 nucleotides. NCBI's taxonomy places the organism in Eukaryota, Fungi, Glomeromycota, Glomeromycetes, Diversisporales, Gigasporaceae. The record is from the annotation of a GenBank genome assembly.
UCUAGAAAAAUGCUUGAUUCUAAGAGUAUUGAUAACUGCCAAUUCUCGCAGGCAUUAUUAGUUAACAAUAUGGAAGCUUCAAUUGGUUACGACAAAUCUGAUGUAGAUUUGAUAUAUGAAAUUAUGAAUAAUAAACAAUCACAUAUAGAAGCUUUAAUAGAUUCAUCAAUAGAUUCUUAUGAAUCAAAUGUGGAAGAUUCUGUAUUAGAAGAUAUAUCUUCUAAUAUAGAAGCUUCAAUAGAUAGUGGUGAAUCUUAUAAAUCGGAAAAACCUGCUCAUUGGUGUCGAAUGCCCAAUCCCUUACAUCACCAUCAAAGUUUCAUGUUUUCUGACGUGUUGAGGCUCACGAUGCUAAUGCCUUUCAUACUUCGAAAAUUUUUAAAGCCCUAUCAUAUUAGGACAGAGAUAUUAAACAAUUGGAAUAUAAAGCAAAAUUUAGCUAUAUCUAGGUUAUGUACUUGUUGGGCAAUUGAAGCCAAA